UGCAAUUAUUUCAAAAUAAAUACAAGUAAAUCUAUUUAAUUGACAUACAUUCAAACAAAAUAUUCAAUUUUCUUCUUAUUCUUCUUAGUAUUAUUAUACAGCCUAAUUAAGCUUGCAUUACUGUGCAAUAUUAUUUAAUGUUUUCUCAAGGCGAUCUCAAUUUGAAAGGUGUAUAUUUGAAUUUGUGGGAAGGAAAAGAAAAGAAAAAGUCCCACUAAAGCUAUUAAGUGUGAGGUGUGGUCACGGAAAGGUGGUAGCCAAUCAGAGGCGACCUGUGGGGGCCUAUUUAUGGACCCCUCGUACCAUCAUCACCAUGUUCUUCACUGCAGCAGCUCUCACGUUGGGACCCAACAUGACCAGGAACUUUGAAAAAACGCUCGAGGAGGAUACCAAGAGCAGAAAAAGGAUUCUCAAACCGGCUGUGGAAAAGAAGAGAAGAGAUCGCAUAAACAAAAGCCUUGCAGAGCUCAGAAGCUUGUUGUUGACUAAUACAGCUGAUCCGCGUUUGCAGAAUCCCAAAAUUGAGAAAGCAGAAAUUUUGGACUUGACUGUGGAGUACCUUCACAAAUGGACAAAUGGCAAGAAACUAAGCAAUGAUGCUCUCAGUGGUGUGGUAAGUCUCCAUCCGAGCGGCCCUCCUCGCUUAACCCUUGAGGGUGCAGGUUUUCAGCAGUGUGUGUCGCAAAUGGCCAGCUACAUGCACAAGAUGCCGGCGCUGCAGCAAGCCGGCUUCAUGGAGGGACUGAAGCACCACGCGGAGAGGCGGCAGGCCAGACAGCCGCCAUCUUUAAUAAAGUCCCUAGCGAGACUCACGGAUGCGGCGUCGGCGGAGGCCAUUUGCACAUCUGAGAGUCAAGAAGACUCCCACAACUUCGUGCUCUUCUCGCAUUCGCCGCCUCAGCCUCACGCUUGCUCCACACCGCUCCACUCCCCUCCCACCUCCCCCUGGUUCUCCACAUUUGCUUCCUCCUCUCCUCCUUUCCCCUCGUUCGCCUGUCACUUCUCCUUCCCGCCCAGCCUGUCACCUCCGUCGGCCAACACCUCUUUCUCCACGCUCCCUGCCCACGUGACUUCCUCCUCGCCCACACUUGCUCACCAGGCAGGUCCCCCCGUCUUCCACUACCCCUCUGUCACCUCCCUGAGGUCUCCUCCACACCCCACACAGUCACAGAGGUCAUCCUCACUCACGUGGAGACCCUGGUUCUGAAGUGUGGUGCCCUCUAGUGAUGGAUGA
Molecule: messenger RNA, 1234 nt
Organism: Phyllopteryx taeniolatus (common seadragon)
Lineage: Eukaryota; Metazoa; Chordata; Actinopteri; Syngnathiformes; Syngnathidae
Product: transcription factor HES-7-like
Exons: 4
Coding region: 314-1207 (297 amino acids)
Biological process (GO): regulation of neurogenesis; anterior/posterior pattern specification; regulation of transcription by RNA polymerase II
Cellular component (GO): nucleus
Molecular function (GO): DNA-binding transcription factor activity, RNA polymerase II-specific; protein dimerization activity; RNA polymerase II cis-regulatory region sequence-specific DNA binding
Source: RefSeq, a predicted model, not a curated record